AUUGUGUAUAUGGGAGAUAGACCUUCGGGAGUAGAAUCGCCCCUCUCAUCGUUACACCAUGUCAUGCUAGAAAAAGUGCUUGGCAGCAAAGAGGCAGCGACAGAUGCUCUUGUUUACAGUUAUGGGAAAAGUUUCAAUGCUUUUGCAGCUAGGCUUUCUGAGGAUGAGGCUCAAACAUUAUCAGAAAUGGAUGGUGUGGUUUCGGUGUUCCCUGAUACCGUGGUUCAGCUUCACACAACAAGGUCAUGGGAUUUCAUGGGCUACCCCCAAUCUCAUAGUGGUUACUAUCCAACAGACAGCGAUGUAGUAAUCGGAAUGAUUGAUACAGGUAUUUGGCCCGAGUCGAAGAGCUUUAGCGACGAGGGUUUCGCCCCUCCACCCGAAAGGUUUAAAGGCAUAUGCCAAUCAUUGGAGAACUUCACUUGCACCAAUAAAAUAAUUGGAGCACGGUACUACAACUCCUAUAACUCCUACACCCCUGUGGAUUACAAGUCAGCUCGUGACAGUGUUGGCCAUGGCACCCACACUUCCUCCAUUGCAGCCGGUCUCAGUGUUGCGAAUGCUUCAUAUUAUGGCUUGGCUCAAGGUACUGCUCGUGGCGGUGCACCUGGUGCUAGGAUUGCAGUGUACAAAGUUUGCUGGUCAUGGGCCUGGUAUUUAGGGUGCCCCACAGUCGACAUUUUAGCAGCAUUUGAAGAUGCAAUUGCUGAUGGGGUUGAUAUUAUUUCGAUUUCGAUGAAUUAUUUGUUCCCUACGGAUUACUUUGAGGAUGUGAUCGCCAUCGGGUCAUUUCAUGCUAUGAAGAAGGGCAUUUUAACGUCGAAUUCAGCAGGAAAUUUGGGACCUGGUCCAAUGACUGUGAAUAGUGUUGCACCAUGGGCUUUGAGUGUGGCUGCGAGCACGAUCGACCGGAGGUUUGCCACUCAAGUGGUUCUUGGGAAUGGCUUGGUGUUCACUGGAAACUCCGUGAAUUCAUUUACAAUGAACGGCACUACAUUCCCUUUGAUAUAUGGAGGAGAUGCCGUGAACGUAUCCGCUGGUAGUGCCAGAGACUUUUCUGGGUAUUGCUUGCCGGAUACCUUGAAUGCCAACAAAGUAAGUGGGAAGAUUGUGCUGUGUGAUCUGUUGAGUGACACAUCUGGUGUUCUAAUCGCUGGAGGGGUGGGAACCAUCAUGACCCAACGACAAUACAGACCUGACGAGGCCUUCAACUUCCCAAUCCCUGCAACUGCUGUCCGUAUCGAUGAUGCUUCAGAAAUUCUCGACUACAUCCAAUCAUCUGAGAAUCCUACUGCAACUAUAUUAUAUAGCAACACAUGGAAGGACAUUGCAGCUCCAGUGGUUACCUCAUUUUCUGCAAGAGGACCGAAUUCCAUUUCUCCAGACAUUCUAAAGCCAGACAUUACUGCUCCUGGAAAUGACAUAUUGGGGGCAUGGGCACCUGUGGUCCCUGCAACCGUAUAUUGGGAUGACUAUAGACCCGUGGACUACAAUGUGAUCUCUGGGACCUCAAUGUCUUGCCCUCAUGCUAGUGGUGCUGCAGCCUAUGUGAAAUCCUUCCACCCGUCAUGGUCUGGUUCGGCUGUUAAAUCUGCCCUCAUGACAACAGCUUUGAGGAUGGAUCCUAUCAGACAUGAGGAUGCUGAAUUUGCCUACGGUGCUGGUCAUAUCAAUCCAGUUAGGGCGAAAGAUCCGGGUUUGGUCUAUGAUGCUGGUGAGAAGGACUUUGUUGAAUUCCUUUGCAGCCAAGGAUACAAUUUGACACUAAUCAGGCUCAUUAGUGGGGAUAAUACUACAUCUUGCCCUGACAUUAGCCAGGGGAAAGCAUGGGACUUGAAUUAUCCAUCUAUGACUCUAAGAAUUGAAGAUGGAAAACCAGUAUAUGGUUAUUUCACUAGGACAGUUACAAAUGUUGGCCUUCCAAAUACAACUUAUUAUUCAUAUGUGAGUGCUCCAUCCAAGAUUAAAAUCUCAAUAGAGCCAAGCAUCCUUUCCUUUACAAAUGUGGGGGAAAAGAAGUCAUUUGUUGUGAAGGUGAAUGGAGGAAUACUUUCCCAACAUCCCAUAAUAUCAAGUUUCAUAACUUGGAAAGACCAAAAGGGCUUAUAUGAGGUCAGAAGCCCCCUAAUAGUGUACACCUCCAUUCCCACCCCUCAGGCUUCAAUUUACUCCAACCAUCAAAUAUUGGGCACAAAGAAGAAACAAGAGAAAAAACAAGAAGAAUUUUCAAAAAGAGGAGGAAUGCAUAGAUUUCCAAGUCCCAUUGAUUUCGAUCCAUUUUCAAGGGCACACCAUUUUUAG
Molecule: messenger RNA, 2301 nt
Organism: Amborella trichopoda
Lineage: Eukaryota; Viridiplantae; Streptophyta; Magnoliopsida; Amborellales; Amborellaceae
Product: subtilisin-like protease SBT4.3
Biological process (GO): proteolysis
Molecular function (GO): serine-type endopeptidase activity
Source: RefSeq, a predicted model, not a curated record